Messenger RNA from Anoplophora glabripennis (Asian longhorned beetle), 3007 nucleotides. RefSeq names its product vang-like protein 2 (gene Vang). The transcript is spliced from 2 exons. Lineage: Eukaryota; Metazoa; Arthropoda; Insecta; Coleoptera; Cerambycidae. The coding region runs from base 481 to 2151 and encodes 556 amino acids. Gene Ontology annotation, biological process: multicellular organism development; Wnt signaling pathway, planar cell polarity pathway; establishment of planar polarity. The record is from RefSeq and is a predicted model, not a curated record. Gene Ontology annotation, cellular component: plasma membrane.
AGCAAUAAUUUAUGGGGCAAUUAAAAUUGCUCGCGAAGCCUUGCGUUCUGUGUAAUAUAAUAUUUCAGUUUAAUAAAUUUAAUGGAAAGUACUAUUAGUUUGUCUAAGGAAAUGUGUUAAUUGUUCCAUCUACUGGCUUUAAAAUUAGAGAAGUGCAAAAUUAUUUAUAAUUGAAAAUAAAAAUACGGAAUAAUUGUUUUUGUUCUCAAAAAUAAUGAAGUGAUAGUUUCACUGCCUAUGUAGUCAAUAUUUGUGUAGUAGUGAAAAUAACUUGACACAAUAAAAGCAACUUACAUCUAACUGGUUAUAACGGAAAAUUGUUAAAAGAAAAAAUUCAUGACUGUUUACAUGUUGUCAUCACUAAAGCAUGUCAUUGAACUCGAAUUUUUGAUUAUUUCUCUAUGGAUUAAUAGUUCUGCUUAGCAAAGUGUUAAAGGGAAAGGGCCCCAUGACAGUCUUUUCUCAACUUUUCAUUAAUUUAUGGGUAAUGAAACUGCUAGAGACAUGGAGACUGAAUCGGUAAAAUCUGAAAAUAGCUCAAGAUCUAGGAGAUCUAGGAGUCAUCGAGAUAGAAAUAAUUAUAGACAACAUUCGCAUCGUAGUACUAGGAGUAGUAAAUCGAGGAAAAACGAAGACAUGGCUCCUUUCCAAACCGCUGUGACUUUGACACCUGAUAAUCGGGAUGGUCAAGAAGUUAUAGAAGUCCAGAUCCUGCCACAGGAUGAUAACUGGGGAGAAAAUACCACUGCCAUAACAGGUAACACUUCAGAACAAUCGGGAUCAACGGAAGAUGUUAGCAACUGGCCAGGUGAACCUGACACGGGGCUCAGUUUUAUGUGCCAGCGUUACAUAGGAACCGUAUUUACUUAUAUUCUAUCCAUUGUGGCCUUCUUAAGUCCUCUCGCUAUGGUAGUGUUGCCAAAAUUAGGGUUUUUCCCUGCUCUCUCGUCUCGAUUAGGCCUUGCGGACAGCGCAAAGUUACUCGCCUGUGGCGCUGAAUGUAAAGGCCAGUUAGUCUCCUUAGCCUUUAAAAUGGCGAUUCUUGCUGUUGGUGCUUGGGCGGUUUUCCUCAGAAAACCUCACGCUACACUGCCAAGAUUUUUCCUGUUCCGUGCCGCAGUUCUGGCCUUCGUUUUAGUUUGCAGUUUUGCUUACUGGCUGUUCUACAUUGUGCAGGUCACGGAGACAGCUAGGGCAGCUACCACGCCUGAGGAAACCGUCGAUUAUAAAGCCUUAGUGGCGUACGCUUCUAGUUUGACUGACACAUUGUUAUUUAUACACUAUUUAGCCGUAGUUUUAGUUGAAAUUCGUCAUUUACAACCGAUGUACUAUAUCAAAAUAGUACGUAGUCCUGAUGGGGCGAGUAAAGCCUAUGGAAUUGGUCAGUUGAGUAUACAACGUACCGCAGUGUGGGUACUUGAAAAGUACUACACAGAAUUUCCCAUUUAUAAUCCAUAUUUGGAACGUAUCCCAGUGUCAAAGUCCCGUAAGACUUCUUCUAGUUUUAAGUUUUAUGAAGUAGAUGGGGUGAAUAAUUCCCAAAUUCAGCAGUCUCAGUCACGUGCUAUGUUGGCGGCACAUGCCAGGAGGCGGGACUCAAGUCACAAUGAGCGAUUUUAUGAAGAACAUGAGUACGAGAGGCGAGUGAAGAAACGUAGGGCUAGGUUGAUUACAGCAGCUGAAGAGGCUUUCACACAUAUUAAACGUUUACAUAACGAUCAAGUGUCCGCCAUUCCGAUGGAUCCGCAUGAAGCAGCACAAGCUAUAUUCCCUUCUAUGGCUAGAGCGUUGCAGAAAUAUCUUAGAAUUACAAGGCAACAACCCCGGCACUCGGUAGAGACUAUAUUAUCUCAUCUCGCCAAUUGUUUGAGUAACGACUUAACACCCAAAGCAUUCUUAGAACCGUAUUUAAUAAGUGAUCCGGUGCUGCAAAACGACAAAGAGAAAAAGGAAGUCCAAACGUGGGCUUUGAUUUGUGAGGAUUUAUUGACUAGGCCAAUCGGUGACGGCACUUUGUUUCAGCUUAGACAGAACGAUGUUUCUUUGUUGUGUGUUAUUAAAAAAUUACCUCAUUUCAACAUAACGGAAGAAGUGGUCGACCCCAAGAGCAAUAAGUUUGUUUUAAGGUUAAACUCGGAGACGUCUGUAUGACCAAUAGAAAAUUCCAGAUCUUUCGAUAGACUGAUUUAGUUUACAUAUCCAGUAUAAUGAAUGUAGCAUAACCUCGUACUAGUUUGUCGUAAUUUAUACUGGAAUUUUAUUCAGUGCCUAUUAGCUUGUUCGUGGUUUAACGUAAAUUUAGUAGUGGUUACAAGAAGCUAAGUGUUGUGAAUUUGCACAAAUGUUUUUUAUUUUUUUACAAGUCGACUAGUGGGUACUGAAUAAUUUGUUUUUCUGACACGUGUAUGUUUCCCAAAAUUGUACAUGAAAUUUUAUACAAAUUCCUCAGAUAUUAAAAGUAUGAAUCUAUACCAAAAGUUAUAAAUAAUUAAAAUGAACAAAAAUACUUAGUAACCGUCAGCUUUAUUAUAUUUAUUAUAAGUUUUACUUUGUACCUAGAAUGCAAGUCGAACAAUAAUUUUUGUAUUUAUUUUUAUAAUGUAAUCUUUAAUGUGAUAUAACUGUAUUUUUUUGUACUUAAUUUUACAGCUGCUAUGGUGUAAUGCUCAAUAUUUUUUUAUAAUUUAUUUCCAUUAUUACUUAAGUUAACAAACAACAAACAUUGGCAACUCUCGCACAAAUGUACUAAUAAUAUUUUACUCUUGAUUCCAUGACAUUUUCUCUUGUCCUGAAAAUAUGUAAUACUCGAUACUCAGUGUGCAAUUUUAUAUGAAAGAACUGAAAACAAUUUUUUCCCUUAACAAUGUGUAAGCGGUAUCAAGUAAGAUUUAUUAAGAAUUCAGUAUUCUAAAUGGAUGACAUUAAUGUAAAUGUAGCUUUUUAUAAAUAACUGUAUGUAAACUAUAUAUAAUGUAAAAGUGUGUUAAAUAAAUGUACUGGUUUUUGA